GUAAACGAGGGAGGAAAAAGAGAAACCAGCCCGGUUAAAAUAAAAACUCUUGUGCUAUCACAAAGCUGGAAACUCGGUGACUAAGUUUGAAAAACAGCAGUAGCCUACUAGGCUUUGAUAAAGACAGAAAUGUCACAAACGGGAUUGUUGUACAACCAAUAGGCAUCCAGCAGCAGGUUUAUUUUUGGCAGGCUGACUGCGCAUGGCUACAGUCAAUAUGGAGACAUUACUGAGAGAAUUAGCGAACAAAUUGUGUUCACGUCAGAUAAGUAUGCCAGCCAGACAGCAGCAUGGGGACUCAGAAACACUAUUCCCACACAGGAAGCACAUGCUGUAACUUUACGACUGCGAGCCAGACAGUAAACAAACUGGGUAAGCGCCGCAUUCAUCUCCACAAUGGCCGUACAAACAGCUUAGCUUGCAGGCCCGGGCGGCCAUAUCUGAGUCAGCUAACGUUAGCUAGCCUUAGCAUAGCUUUCCCUAUGGAUAGCUGCAGCUAAACUUUUCCUUCAAAUCUCUGAUUUCCCGACCCUGGCAUGAGCAUUCUCGCAAACCUUGCUCUCGAGCAGGGACGAACAAGAACAGCCGGGGUAUUCCCGAAGUGAAAAAACAGGAGCCAAUGGGAACUCGAGAUCAUCGCUCUGACAUUUGGAAAGGGCUGACAAUUGAGCGAAGUCCCGCCCACCAUUGACUUUGUUCAGAGGCUGCUGGAGGAGGAGGUCACAGACAUGGAAGCAGCCCAAAUGUUGGAUGUGAAAUGGUGCGCAGCAGGGGGCGCUGUUCCUCACAGCUGAGCUCUGAUCAGCAGCAGCGCCUGACAACUGAUGCUGAUCUCCUCAUCUACAGAUGAUUCACCCACCGCCGUGUCAUUCCAGAUGUGACUGACAAGUCGUUUUAUGUCGCCCGCAUUGAGUCCUGUGCUGUUCACCUCGGAGAGACUGUGACACCAUGGCUUUGGUUAUGGAACCUAUAAGUAAAUGGACACCAAAGCAAGUGCUGGACUGGAUGAAAGGUCUGGACGACUGUCUCCAGCAGUACGUGAAGAGUUUCGAGCGAGAGCAGAUGGGCGGAGAGCAGCUGCUACACAUCACCCAUCAGGAGCUGGAGGAGCUGGGUGUUACCAGAAUAGGACAUCAGGAGCUCAUCCUGGAAGCUGUCGACCUGCUCUGUGCCCUGAACUAUGGCCUCGAGACGGAGAACCUCAGAACUUUGUCACACAAGCUGAAUGCUUCGGCGAAAAACCUCCAGAACUUCAUCCUGGGUCGGCGGAGGGGCGGGCACUACGACGGACGAGCUUCCCGGAGGCUACCCAACGACUUCCUCACCUCCGUGGUGGACCUGAUCGGUGCAGCCAAGAACCUGCUAGCCUGGCUCGACAGGUCUCCAUUUGCCAGUGUGACAGAGUAUUCGUUACUGAAGAACAACAUUGUGCAGCUCUGCUUAGAAUUAACCACCAUCGUACAACAGGAUUGCACUGUGUACGAGACAGAAAAUAAGAUUCUCCAUGUGUGUAAGACCUUAGCGGGGAUAUGCGACCACAUCAUCUCUCUGUCGUCAGACUCUCUGGUCUCUCAGUCUGCCCAUCUGGAAGUGGUCCACCUCACCAGCAUCAUGCCAAGUGAAGGCCUGGGGAUGUACAUCAAAUCGACGUAUGAUGGUCUCCACGUUAUCACAGGAACCACAGAGAAUUCUCCGGCAGACCUGUGUAAGAAGAUCCACGCAGGGGACGAAGUGAUCCAAGUCAAUCACCAGACAGUGGUGGGCUGGCAGCUGAAGAACCUGGUCAACGCUCUGAGAGAAGACCCGUGUGGAGUCAUUCUAACGCUGAAGAAAAGGCCCCAGAACACCCUGAGCUCCACGCCGGCUCUGCUCAGGAACGUGCGCUGGAAACCACUGGGCCUGCAGCCGGUCCCCACCAGCCCCACCAGCACCUCCCCGACACCCGUUGGAACUCUAGGCAUGUCCAAAAUGGACGCUCCCAGCAUGCAGGACGUCUACAUCCUCUCCCCCGUCUCUGGACUCUACAGCACCAGGGAUGAGAUGGGCUUGAUGUCCUGCGACGAGAUCAACCGCUACAGCGUUAGCUCCCAGUCCGGCUCCAAAGGUUCGGAGGCCGUCAGCUACUACCUGGACCAGGACAGUGGUCAGUACUUCUCCCUGCUGGAGGGAGACGGACCCCCGGGUUCUGACUAUGACAGGACCCGCAAUACGGGGGUUCGUAGGCGGGACAAGACCCCAACCCAUGGUGACCUCAGACCCGUUUCCAUGCCUCCCGAAUAUAACUGGAUGGCCGAACCCAAGGAACCCAGCAUGGGCAAGAGAGGGAGCCGAGAUUCAGACAACUCUCUGCUGCGUUACCUCAGCGACGACAAGAUCCUGGUGAUCGAGGAGGAGCCCGAGGGUCCGGGCAGAGAGAGUCGGAGGGAUUCCACCAGACGCUCUCGGCGCAAGAGCCGCAAUCCCAGCAGCCCUAGCUUUCCCAUCAGCCCCUCCAUGCUGUCCUCCACCCUGCGCCUAGACCAGCCACCCGAAGCUUUGCCCCGGGGUGCGGACACACUGCGAGCGGACACAAUAGACCGGUACUCCGGCUCAGGGAGCUCAGGAGCCGCCUCCAUGAGGAAGUCUUUCCAUUACACCUCUCUAAGAACGAAAACUAAAAAGAGAAGUAAAGGUUCCCUCUCUAGUGCCAGUAGAAGGAGAAUUUCCUGUAAGGACCUUGGCCACGGUGACUGCGAGGGCUGGCUGUGGAAGAAGAAGGAUGCUAAAGGUUACUUCACCCAGAAGUGGAGGAAGUACUGGUUUAUCCUCAAGGAGUCCUGCCUCUACUGGUAUACCAACCAAAAUGAUGAGAAGGCUGAGGGCUUCAUCAGCCUCCCUGAGUUCAGAAUAGACCGAGCCAUAGAGUGCAGACGGAAAUUUGCCUUCAAAGCCUGCCAUCCCAAAAUCAAGAGCUUCUUCUUCGCCACAGAUUGUCUUGAAGAAAUGAACAGGUGGAUGAACCGACUGGGGCUAGCUGCCAUCGGCUACACACCAGAUGACAAGGUGCCACGCCCAGAUGAAGACUACUGGAGUGAGAGCGAUCAAGACGAGGUCGAUGGCUCGAUGACGCUCAAACAGGAGGGACCCUCAUCCCUCUGUGACACAUAUCACCGCACGCCAUCAGUGAACUCUUCAAGCCCCUUCCCAGAGCCCAAGCACGGGCGGCACUUCUCCAGCGAGUCAACGCACUCCCACUCCUCGGCCGAGGACCAGCGUGGAGAUGGUAUGGGCAUGGGCACCGGCAGCACCAGCACCCACUCAUCAGGAUGCCGCUCCACCCACCGUGAGAGACGCUCCUGGCAGGACCUCAUCGAGACCCCUCUGACCAGCUCAGGGCUGCACUUCCUCCAGACGGCCCCGGGGGAGAAUGAUUACGGGGGCCUGAUGGGGAGCAUGGCAGGAGAUAUGGGACUGUACGGAGGGCUGGGCAGACAUGGCAUGUCCCCCGAGAGACUCAGACAGGCCACGCUGCCCGUACGGAGACACCACGCCGCAGAGAGGGACAGGGAGCGGGACGGGCCCUUCCCUCUGGAGCGAGGGCCACACACACACAGCCACACACACCGACGCUCUCACAAGCAGCGCAGCCAGAGUCUGCCCAGGAACAGAGACCCCAUGCCAGCUAAGCUGUUGCACACCCCGGCUCACAUGGAGGAGAGGAGCGAGGACGAGGAGGCAGAGGAGCAGGCUGCAGAUAUACUCGAGGCUGAGAACGCAGUGAAUCUGACUCCUCUCCUGGGUGUCUCAGACCUGCGGGAGUUGAGAGUUGAGAGCAGAGAGAGGAGGGUGUCUGAGGGAAGGGAGCGGCGGGUGUCAGAAUGCCGCGAGCCGGAGCCGUUGGAUGGGCUAGAGCAGCUGUACCGGGCCCUGGAGCAAGCCAACGUGACGGCCCUAGGGGACUCAAGACCCUGUAGCAGGCAGGAGUUUCGACGUUGUUUCACACAGAGAGCCAGGGACCCUCUGCUCAACGACAGGCUGCACCGGGUCCGAGCCCUCCGCAGCACCUUGAAGGCCAAAGAGUCGGAGCUGGCAGUAAUCUGUGCGCUACUGGAGGACCCUGGCCUGUGCUCCCAGACCUUCAGAGAGUGGAAGCAGUGGCACAGCGAUCUCUACUCAGACAUCUGCCAGCUCAGCCCCGGCGGCACCAACGGCCAGGACGACCUCUCCCCACUGGCCCCACCUCUUAUGACCCACACACACUCCUUUAUUGAGACACAUGUGUGAAAGAGAGAAGGGGAGCAAAGACUGAACUGAUACACACACACACAUACACAUACACACACACACACACACACACACACUCACACAAGCACACACAGAGCUUUACAUUGAGUCCUCUCUCCAGAUCAAGACUCUGAGCACGCACGCACUCACUCGAACACACACACACAGGUACACACAUUGUAAGAUGUGUAAAUAUCAUAGAGGGAACAGUCUGAGACCUGCGUGUAUGAACUUUUGAUAAUCCUGAGGACCCUCACAGGGUGCCUAUUGCAUGCCUGAACAGAAAGCAUUAAUCUUCCUUUGUCUAUGGAACUCAGCAUAAACACCACACGCUUGUCAAGCAAAAUGGGAAAAAAAGGAAACUUUUUAACACGUUUGUUACUUUGUAUUCUCUUGGUUUCGCUUUUUAUUUCCUAUUGAUUUUAGGGGGCAGGGGGAGCUAUGUAGCAGCAAUACAGAGGAGAAUCCUUUUCACCACAGCACUGUACUUUUGUACUGAUGAACUUUGCACCCAGAGCCACCAGUUCUCCCCCUUUCUCUCUCAAUCUUUUUUUUCUCUCACUGCAUAUCUCGCUGAUUUACAGGGACCUCACUUGUUAUUCCAGGCUGAUCUGAUGGGACAGUGCAGGGGAAAGUAAGGGCGUUGACUUUUAGUAUGAGACUGUGAAAAGUAGCCGUCAAUGCUGGUUUAUCUGGCUCCCUCUGGGAACCGGUGAAAACAAACGUUGAGGACCUAUUGUACUGGCUAGUUGCACACUAUUUCAAACUGUGAACUGUUAAGAAAAAAAGACACAAUUUUAUCUGCAGAAGGAGGCUCCUCUGACUGAGUGCAAUUGAACUUUUCAGUUUGCAUCCUCUCUACCCGUCUUUUUUUAUGUUCCUCUCUGUGUUUCUGUCCGUCACCUCCUCUUCAUGUUUUUCUUUAUUUCCUCUCUCUCUCUAGUCGUCAAAGACUUGUGUAUAUGUGUAUACUGCUUUGUAUACUGAUGUAAAUGUUUGCGUUCCACUACCACUGUGAUAUGCUUCUAGAGGUAGCGGAGGGAAGACAGAGAGUAUGUAUUUGCGUGGGUGCAAAACAAUUUUCCUUUAUUUUAUUUUAAACAGCAAAUGCAAGAGCUAGAGAGUUAUUUUCAAAGGAGUCACUCACUACAAAGAAUGCACUUUCUAUAUCUCUAUAUCUCAUUGGCUGCAUCACAGGGUCUAUGUCUCAUCGGCCUCUUUACCAUUGCUGUUCAAAAUAUCAGGUAAAAGCAUUUGCCGUCUCAUUUUCUAAAGAUUUGUGUACAGUCUACAAAUAUAUUUAAACAUAGAAGAAUAUAUAAAUCUAUUUACGUUUUGUGUCAUAGAUAUAAUGUAAAGUAUGAUGUAUUCUAUGCCAAGGUUUUGCAGUGUUCCCCUCUUCACUCUGUAGAUGCAGGGUGGCAGAACAACAACACCACCAUCAUUGACAGUUUUUACAUCGCGGCUGACCCUUCUCCUGGUGAUGUGUUGCAUGAGAAAAGUCCCGGGACUGAUUUGAUUGGACAGGGUAAAAAAUUGUGGAUCAUUUGUUUUUUUUCUCCCCUUUUUCUCUUCCUCUCAUGAUUGCAAGAUAAUUAGACUUGUAGCGCAUGAUACAUGCAAAAGUACUGUUGAAGAAUGACCUUUUCUUUGUAUGUAUUCUUGUUUUUUCAUUCGAUAGUGUUUGAAGACACAAACUGUACAACAGCUGAGGCAAGCAUUUUUCUGCUCCUUGGUUACUUGAUCUAAUGCAGAUCCUCCUUUAGCAUCCUAACCAGGAGGCUCCUGAUUUAAGGUUUUGUUUUACAUAGAAAGACUGACACUAACCAAUAGACUGCAGGAAUCUUACCUGAGUUGAAACGAAAGCUAUUUUGACAUUCCCUCGAAGCAUAUGAACCUGAGCGGUCAAAGCCCUCCACACUAAAUGGUCUGUAAUGUCUGUAAAACCCAGAUGAACCAUUUCAUCUGCAAUAUCAGGCCAAGGACUCAACGGUGCCCCCCAGUGUUGAAGACUCUGAGAGACAUGCAUAACACCUGCUGCAUCCAGCACUAUCUGUACUUAUUCUUCAUACUUUACUGUAGUUCUUUAGCGUAGGUUCAGGUUUUUCAUCAUGUCACACUGUCGUGAACUAUCAAACUCACCCCAGAGAUAUAGCUCAUGUUUUUUUAAUGGUUAAUUUGAGAGUACCACAAAGAAAACUAAAUGAUGCAAGCACUUUCCCUGUGCCUCCCAACCCUCUCUUUGGCAACGAUGGACUGAUUAUACUGGCGACCCUACACACACACAGCUGGAGAAGAGUUUCAAAACAGUUUCAGUCUGCAGAUUUCUCUCCACUUCUCAUCUGUAGUGGGUUUUUUUCAUCAACCGCUGCUCCACUUAGCAGGCGGCACACACUGUAGAUUAGGAAGUGCAGGUUAUGAUUUGUGGGCACAGACUGUGUUGUUAUUCCUCCCCAGAUCUUUGUGUGUGUAGACAUGCAGAAACAGGCCGAAAAGGGAGAUUCCACUGUGUUCUUUCAGGGGUGUACACCUCAUGGUACAUUGCACAGGUGUGUAAGAUGUAAGUUGCACUGCGACAUUAAAAAAGGAACAUAUUGCUCUUUUUCAAGGAUAAUAUUAGCUUACUGUUAUUCUGUACAUUAAACUGACUAACGAUGAUAUUAAAAAAGAAAGAAAAUGACAUUUAUUCUUCCUAAAGUAGCCUUUUUUGGUUUCAUAUAUAUGAAUAUAUAUUACAAAAAAUACAGAUUGUAAACUUAAGUUGUUAAACUUUGACUUCAAUAAACUGAAUCCUCUGCACUACGAGCUAUGAUCUGUUUAUGUGUACCUUUUCUUGGAUUGAUAGAGACAGCAUUACAGUGUUUUAUGUGCUUACGUAACCAAGAAGCAGAUUUUCAAUUAAAGUGUACGUAAAAAUACGACAAGUAGGCCUACAAAUGAUUAUCCAUGUCCAUAUCUAUAUCCAAAAUCUAGAAAUAUUUUCAUAACAAUUUGUUGUUUUUGUUAAAAAAAUUGUUAAGAUUGUACUAUUUUUUCUUUAGCAGCUAAUUAUGAUUUGCAACGUGAUUAGGCAUGUAAAGGGUUUGCAUGUUAAUUGAUACAUUUUGCACAUUUUCUUUCUUUCCCCCCAUAUUUUCCCCUCUUGUGUGAGGCCAUAGUGUGUUUCUACUUCACCUGCACAUGUAUUUUAUUUCUAUUUACUUUGUCUCUGCCUGGCCGUUUUGAAAAACAAUGCACAAAUAAAAGUUAAAACAUACUUAAGUUGGUUCAACUCCCUAACAAAUUAACAAGUUAAUGAAAACCGUCAAGAUUUCUGUGAACCAGGGGCUUAUUAGAGUCCGUUGUGUCUGGGGGCCCUGUGAACCUGUUUUGCCUUGCCCAUAAUAAACCACUGCACAUCAUGUACAAUUGCUUUACAUGUGGAACUGCAGUGACAGUUUAAUCCUUUAAAAUGUCUUUUAAAAAUGUUAAUAAAAACGAAAUGAGA
This is a messenger RNA of Gymnodraco acuticeps, 7750 nucleotides long. RefSeq names its product connector enhancer of kinase suppressor of ras 2. The record is from RefSeq and is a predicted model, not a curated record. NCBI's taxonomy places the organism in Eukaryota, Metazoa, Chordata, Actinopteri, Perciformes, Bathydraconidae. Gene Ontology annotation, biological process: regulation of signal transduction. The coding region runs from base 949 to 4263 and encodes 1104 amino acids. Gene Ontology annotation, cellular component: cytoplasm; membrane. The transcript is spliced from 27 exons. Gene Ontology annotation, molecular function: protein binding.